UGGACACGCCUGUUUUCAAACUUGUUUUCUCCGCGUUGGUGAAGAAUGUGGAAAGGUAGGUUUUGCAUUGUACCAUCAGGCCAUUUCUUCCAAAUCAUCCACUUUGUCCAGGCAUGUCAUUUCAUCAGGUGAUAUUUGCAACAAUGGUUACAUAUGACUAUUUCUGCUCAUGCAUGUUACACAUUGCAAGUCUUAAAUUGAUGGAAAUUAGCAAUGGCUUUCUAAUGCUUGUUACAUCUGCAAUUGUCAAGCUUACAAUUUUACAAACAAAACAGGUUAGAAGAAAAAUGAGAUUACUAACUGAAAUUCCAGCCAAUCAUUGAGCAGCAUUUGCACUGUUAAACAAAUGAAUCUCGCAUAUUUAUAUUUGUUCCCCUGCCUCCACAUGACGUGGUUAUUUCCAAGAGAAUAUACUGCUUCAAAACGUGGUCAGAGAUAGGCGAUGAUAGCCCAUCCACGGAGUGUAGAUGGCAGAUAAAUGAAAACUCAUUUAGACUGCAGGAUUAUUCUACCUUUUGAUGAUAUGCCUGUACUGGAAGAAGAAACUGGUGAAUCCACUUCUGACCUAACUCUAGAUGGCGCCACCAGUCCCUGGCAGGGCCAGGGCAUGGUGUUGGGCUCCAUCCUCGUCCCCAUACGAGUUUUUCUGGCUGUCCUCUGCUUCCUGAUCAUGUGGCCUAUUGCCCGGCUCCGAUUGGCUGGCCUCUCAGAUGCGGAACGGUCCCGGCCAGUAACGACUGGGUGGAGGAGAUGGUUACUACACCCCAUCAUCUGGUUCCUUAGCCGGGCAGUGUUUUUCUUCCUGGGGUUCUUCUGGUUCCGGGUCAAAGGUUGUAGGGCGGGGCAUAAGGAGGCUCCUGUGUUGGCAGUGGCACCUCACAGUAGCUUCCUGGAUAUGUUGGUGCUGACGGAAACCCAGCUGCCUACGGUGGUGUCUAGAUCAGAGAACCAAAGCAUUCCCGUUAUAGGGGCCCUCCUGGAGUUUAACCAGUCAGUGUUGGUAAACAGGAAGAAUCCAGAAUCCAGGAAACGGGCUGUCGUUCAGAUCAAAGAGAGGCUCACCUCCAAUGGCUACUGGCCACAGAUGCUGAUGUUCCCAGAAGGCACCACGACGAACGGCACCACUCUCAUAAAGUUCAAACCUGGUGCCUUCCUAGCUGGAGUCCCAGUCCAACCUGUCCUGCUGCACUACCCCAACAAACUGGAUACUGUGCGCUGGACCCACAGGGGAACUACCUGGGUUGAGGCAUUGUGGCACACCUGCUCUCAGCUCUACACUAACGUUACUGUUGAGUACCUGCCAGUAUACACCCCCUCCCAGGAGGAGAAGGAUGACCCUAAUCUGUAUGCAGACAAUGUCCAGAAACUCAUGGCCAAGACCCUGGGCAUCCCGGCGACAGACCAUGUGAUGGAGGGGCGUGUUCCUACCAGAAAACUGGGAGGGCUCUCCCUCCCCCUAGAACCACCUGCCAGAGAAACUCUCUCUCUGCUGCAUAAAGACGGUCUCAGAGAGUUCGAGGUGGAGGCAGCACUGAGUAAGAUAAUUGACAGGUGUCAGUCAGAACAGGGUUGGAGGGCUGGUGUGGAUGAGCUGGCACCACUCCUGGGACUGACAGACAGACAGACUGCUGCUAAGAUCUGUGGACUCUACUCCAAGGAUGACAAGGUGGACCUCAGACAGAUCUAUUUAAGUGUGACAUCAGUCUCUGGGCUUCUGGGAUUUAAGUCCCUCCUUCACACUGCAUUCACUCUGUAUGACAGAGAGUGUAGUGGCAGUCUGACUGCAGUGGACGUGUCUGACCUGAUGGGGGCGCUAGUGGGGAGUCCUCAGUACCACACAGAGGAACUGUACACUGAACUGUCCUUGAGAGGAGCGCCCACCGAACAAGACCUGUUCAGUGUGCUGACCACCCACCCCACCUAUCAGAAACUGAUCAGCGAGUACUUCACACCUGAGGGGGUGGAGUCCACACCAUCAUCCUCUCCUCUGACCAAAGGGAAGGCAGGGAACAACAAUGCAGGAUCGCCUAGCGACAACAGAACGGCCUUGCCUUACAAAAUGGCUGAUAACGGCUCUCCUCUGCCCAGUAAGAAGAACGACUAAGUGAAGGAACUCUGAAGCAUACUGAUAGAAUUCCUAGAACGGACUGGGCAGUUAUUACAGAUUAAUCUAUAUGGGUGGGCUUACUUACAAAAUGGCUGCCGGUUAUACAUCGACUUGAAUGGGGAGCCCCUUCUAGGAAUUCUAUUUCUAAUGGGGCUUACGCCAUUUUGUGAAAUUGAAGAAAAACCUAAGGCAGCUCAACAGUAUCGACAGUAAUGCCAAUAUAACAUGCUGUUCUCUAAGAAAUCAAAGGGAAUGGCUCCUAGUGAACUAGUGCGUAUGUCUUUCAGAUGGGUUAUAUGUCGUCUUUUAAGACUUGUUUACAAUGUCAUAGCUACAUAGCUAGCUAUGAUUGUUACACAAUUCUCUGGAUCUGCCUGUCAAGAUGCUGGGAAAAUAGUAUCACGGUAGUGUUUAUUUAUAAAUGUAAAACGAUUUUAAUCAAAUUAAGAGUGUCUGUCUUAUUUUGUACUGCUUGAAAUGGGAUGUGGUAUGUGAAUUUGUAUUGUUUUAAUGAACAAAAUAUACAAACCAAAUGAUUAUGUAAAUUACUAUUCUCAGGAUUUUGUAUUGUAUUUUACAUUUAAUCUAUUAAACUGAACAUUAAACAUUGGA
Messenger RNA from Oncorhynchus keta (chum salmon), 2719 nucleotides. RefSeq names its product lysophosphatidylcholine acyltransferase 4 (gene lpcat4). NCBI's taxonomy places the organism in Eukaryota, Metazoa, Chordata, Actinopteri, Salmoniformes, Salmonidae. Gene Ontology annotation, biological process: phosphatidylcholine acyl-chain remodeling. Bases 479 to 2104 code for a protein of 541 amino acids. Gene Ontology annotation, cellular component: endoplasmic reticulum. Gene Ontology annotation, molecular function: 1-acylglycerophosphocholine O-acyltransferase activity. The transcript is spliced from 14 exons. The record is from RefSeq and is a predicted model, not a curated record.